AUCUCGAGAAUGUUGUUGACGAAGAAGAAGAAGCAGUUAACUUAGAGGAGGACGAGAUGGAUGAUUUCAUUGUGAGCGAAGAGGAAUAUGAUGAGCAUGGAUCUCUUCCAAGGUAUCACCAUUGUUCAUGGUGUAAAAGAUGUUAACGAGCUCUUAAUUCUUCGAAAGGAAGGGCCUGCUGAAAGACCCAGAUCAAAAUAAAAGUAUUUUGGUGAAGAAAAAGGAACACAUAAUCUGAAGUGGCAUAAGGGUAACUAGCAUGUCAAUAUUUUUCACAGAUUGUGAUGAAGAUGCACUGUACUCAGAGCUAUGGCAUGCUUAUGCCGGUCCAUUAGUUACUCUUCCUCGUGAAGGUGACCUAGUUUUCUAUUUUCCUCAAGGUCAUAUUGACAGGUUGAAGCGUCUACGAAUCAAGUAGUUGAUCAGCAGAUGCCGAUUUAUGAUCUUCCAGCGAAGAUCCUUUUUCGCGUAAUCAAUGUACAAUUGAAGGCUAAGGCAGAUACUGAUGAGGUAUUUGCACAAGUGACUUUGUUGCCACAGGGAAAUCAAGAUGAAAAUUUGAUGGAGAAGGAAAAUGUUCCGCAGUCCUCUCCCCGUCCUCUUGUGCAUUCAUUUUGUCAACCUAGAAGGCAUCUGCUCCAAAGUGGUUGGAGUGUCUUUGUUAGCUCCAAAACGCUUGUUGUUGGGGAUGCAUUUAUAUUUCUAAGAGGUGAAAAUGGGGAACUUCGUGUCGGCGUAUGCCGUGCAAAGCGACAACAGGGUAACAUUCUGUCUUCAUUCAUUUCUAGCCACAGCAUGCACCUUGGUGUUCUUGCAACCGCAUGGCAUGCUGUCUCGACAGAAACCAUGUUCACUGUCUAUUACAAACCUAGGACAAGCCCGGAAGAGUUUAUUGUUCCAUAUGGUCAAUAUAUGGAGUCCGUGAAGAACAGCCACUCGAUUGGAAUGAGGUUCAAAAUGAGAUUCGAAUGAGAAUAAUCUCAAGAGCAAAGGUUUAUCGUUUACAUGCACUAUUGUUGGAACUGGUGAUGCUGAUCCAAACAAGUGGAAUGGAUCAAAAUGGAGAUGCCUCAAGGAACUUGGAAAAGGAACAUGCUGCGGAAAGUGUACAAGCAGCUGAAAGCUUUGUGGUCCUCGAAGGCUACAAGUAGUUGGGAGGGAAUCUCAUAUUGAUAAAGUAUGGAUGAUUCCUUUGUAUAAUCGGGAGUUAGGAGGGAAUCUCAGCUGGAAAAUGGACUAUAACACUCCCUCCCUGCUCACCCGUAUGUUUCUCUACUGAGAUUUCUUUAUUUGGCUGUUACUUGUCAUUAUUUGAAAGCAAAACAAUUUAGGAGAUAACUCUAUGUUUGCUGUUAGUUACAUCCUUUCUCAUUCCUUAUAAACUGAA
Molecule: messenger RNA, 1387 nt
Organism: Papaver somniferum (opium poppy)
Lineage: Eukaryota; Viridiplantae; Streptophyta; Magnoliopsida; Ranunculales; Papaveraceae
Product: auxin response factor 2B-like
Exons: 10
Coding region: 430-972 (180 amino acids)
Biological process (GO): response to hormone; regulation of DNA-templated transcription
Cellular component (GO): nucleus
Molecular function (GO): DNA binding
Source: RefSeq, a predicted model, not a curated record